CUCCCCUUUGCUUCGAUUUGAAGAAGUUCAGGAUAGUUUAGUACUACUAGGGAAAAUAUUUUUGAAAGUUCCCGAGCAUGGACACGGAAGAGAGGUCCAAGAAGAGGCUGCUGCUAUGGAGCAGAGCCGUCGUCCACUUCUCCCUCUGCUUCGCCUUCGGCGUCUUCGCCGCCCUCGUGCCGCCUGCCGCCACCGGCGCCCCGUCGAUCGACGUCAUCGGCGCCUCGUUUCGGCCAACGGUGGCGGCGGCUACGCCUCCUCUCCCCGACCUCGACCUCCUGCUGGUCGUCACCGUCGCGCGGCCGGACGAAGACGGCAUGUCCCUGGAGGCGUCGCUGACGAGGCUCGGGAACACGCUGCGGCUCGUCGCGCCGCCGCUGCUGUGGAUCGUGGUCGGAGCGGAGAACAGGACGGCGACGGCGAGGGCGGUGCACGCGCUGCGUGGCACCGGAGUCAUGUUCCGGCAUCUCACCUAUGCCGCCGAGAACUUCACCGGUCGCCCCGCGGGCGACGAGGUAGAUUACCAGAGGAACGUCGCGCUGUCUCAUAUCCAGCUGCAUCGGCUGCCCGGUGUCGUGCACUUCGCCGGCGCUUCCAGCGUCUACGACCUUCGGUUCUUUGAACAGCUCAGGCGAACUCGGGGCAUUGCAGCAUGGCCAAUAGCUACUGUGUCAUCAUCAGACCAGACGGUAAAAUUAGAGGGACCAACCUGUAGCUCAUCUCAAAUCACAGGCUGGUACUCAGAGGACUUAAGUACCAAUACAACAGAGACAACCCGGGACUCAAGCAGCAGUACAACACAGGCCGCAGUAGAUACCAAUGCAAGCAAUCAAAACUCAAGCUCUAGACCUCCUGAAAUAAACAUAUCUGGAGUUGGAUUUAAGAGCUCGAUGCUAUGGGAUUCAGAGAGGUUCAUCCACAGAGAAAAGUCGACAGGCAUAAAUCAGGAUUUAAUCCAACUUGUACGACAAAUGGUGACUGACGACGAGGACAAAAGAAGAGGCAUUCCUUCUGAUUGUUCCGAGUCACAGAUAAUGUUGUGGCACCUUGACAUGCCAAGGUACACUCCAAAAAUUGAAGACCAGGAGGCUCUAGAGAAGGAAAGUCCAAUGAAGGUUGACGAAGAGGUUCCAUCAAAGAAGGUUGACGAAGAGGAACCCGUGACAAGAUGAUAGAUAACCAAGGCAUACUCCAACAAUUAAAUAACAGUAGACUCCAGAGAAACGCAAGUCUAAUGAAGGGUGACGAAGAGGAACCCAUGACAUGAUACUAUUAGUUACACUGUAGAAUAUUACCAUGUAACAAAUAGAAGAAUGACAAAUCUACCUUCAUGUAUAUCAGUGAUUCCAUACUGUGUAACACAUAACUGGACCUCAAAGUGUAAAAAUGGUGAAUAAAUCUACUCUUUUUUGA
Messenger RNA from Oryza brachyantha (malo sina), 1413 nucleotides. Its product is annotated as probable glucuronosyltransferase Os01g0157700. Bases 78 to 1172 code for a protein of 364 amino acids. Gene Ontology annotation, molecular function: galactosylgalactosylxylosylprotein 3-beta-glucuronosyltransferase activity; xylosyltransferase activity. Gene Ontology annotation, biological process: plant-type secondary cell wall biogenesis; glucuronoxylan biosynthetic process. The record is from RefSeq and is a predicted model, not a curated record. NCBI's taxonomy places the organism in Eukaryota, Viridiplantae, Streptophyta, Magnoliopsida, Poales, Poaceae. Gene Ontology annotation, cellular component: Golgi membrane. The transcript is spliced from 3 exons.